UACGUGGGUAUGUUUUGAACGGAGGAGACGUAAAGGGGCAAAUGCGUCGCUGAAUGUUUUUCUUGCCGCGUCACGCAAUAAGAAAUCCUCACUUUGAGGAAAGAGUCACGAGAAAUUGGGUUGGGCACAACAUUGCUAUUUGUGGGUGAAUGCCUUUUCGAGCAAUAAGCAAAGCUUUAUUUGUGCGCGUUCGUGCAUAAAGUAAUGUAAACAGAGCUACAUCUGUCUCAGGUUGUAAACGAUUCGUGGGUUUGUGGUGUAAGAAUGAGGAAGUGAAGUGGAUAGGAGUCCGAGAGGCGCGUGUGCAAGACAGAGUUGCAGCGCCGCCCCUGUGCACCCGGCGACACCCCGACCUGUAUACACAGAUAAACAACAUAAACAAAUCCAACUUCGCGCGGACAAGAUAUAGCACGACUUGAACCUGAUACGUCGACGCGUGACAUUCCGUAGUUUAGUUGGAACUAACAUGUUUUACAUGUAUGCCACAUUUAACUUAGGCGGCUUUCGUGCGAGAGCACAGGGAGUGUUGUUUACGCAUAAACAUUGACAAAGGAUAUGAAUGUCACCAAGCAUGAAGAAAAUGCAGCGAGAGAUAUGCUUGACAUAGGGGGGAAACCAUCAAAAGAAAUCAAGAAAGAGGAAGAUUCAGUCGCACUGCAGGCCUGUCAUGAGACUCCAGAAGCAACUGUGGGAAAGUCCCCGGGUGCUGCCACUGACGGCACCACUAAGUCCCCUGCAUCACAACACAGCCCAGAGGACAUGAGUCUCACUGCAGACCCACCCAUCAGUAGAAAGAGGAUCAGACUCUCCAGUGAGGCUUCCAGUACUGAACAUGUGCAGGACGGGUGUGAAGAAUCCACAAGGUCACGCCGUCAUAGCAUUACAUCUGACAAGGACACCUCUCAGGAAAAGACCAUCUCGUCCUACAGGAAGCCUCUGUACAGCAUCUCCCAUCGCAUCACAGAGAAGAAGGCCGUUUCCAAUCUAGACCAGCACGGACCGCAAGAGCCAGGGGUUCGGCUGAACAACAUCCUAUUCCCCAAGCUGUGCAACUCGGGGCAGAUUAACCGAUGCGAGCCGAGUCUCAAUCAAGGCGGUUCGGCUUCCGUAGCCUCGGCCGAACCGAACCUUUACCCUUUGAUUGAGAAAAUGUUCUUCAUUCUCAACACGUUGAAUUCGAGCAUGACUCAGCUGCACAGCAAAGUGGACCUGCUGUCUCUUGAGGUUACGCGCAUUAAGAAGCAAAUAAAGCCUUCAGAAACGGCCAUGGAGUUCCAGCCCCCGCCAGAGUAUCAGCUAACGAGCGACGAGCUGGCUCAGCUAAUGGAACAGACGUCAACUGCAGGGGAGCUCGGGUGCAGGCUGCUGGUCCAGCUGUUUCCUGAGCUGUUUACGGCCAAGGAUUGCAUCCAUGGCUGCAGUGCCUGUGGCGUUGCCGAAAAACGGACUCUCGACUCACUUCACCUUCAGCUGAUUCGCAAUUAUGUGGAGGUCUGCUACCCGCUGGUGAAGAACAGCAACAUUUGGCAGAGUGAGUGCCUGAUACAAAUUAAUGAUUUUUUCAAUCAUUUCUGGGCCCAAAAGGACAUGGAAAAUGGUCAGCCACAGCAUGACAAACAAACUCCAGUUGGCCUUAGUUUUGAGAUGGACCAGAGUCAGCCCUCCCAUUUCAUCAAUGAGGAUGGGCUGGACGAGAGGCUUUCGAUCGACUCCGGAGGUGACGACAGCAGUGGUCACCUGAACAUGUCAUCAGAUCCCGUGUUGGACUCCCAGGAAGUGGCGGAGGAUCUUGACGAUCUCUCCUCCCCUGAUGACUUUGUGAUUUUGUUGUUGAAUAGACUUUUCCCAGAGAUCUUUGAGGAGGGGAAAUUGCCCGAGGGAUACAGCGGCUGUAACAGUAUAGGAAAGCUCUUACUAGAGUCUGAAAGACUAGAGAUCAUUCGUAAGUAUAUGGAAACCAAUUUUCCUGAUAUCCCAGAAGACACCUGGCUGCAGAUCUGUAUUCAGCGCAUGGAAGAAGCACUGGAGGCAAUUCCAGGAAAUGGAAAUGACCUGGAUACCUUGCAAGAUGAAAGCUUUGACGCAAAUCUUCCAGAUGAUGUUUCCAUUGUUAAAAUCAGUGACCUUUGUGAUUACGAUCGUCCAAACCGCAGGACUAAAAAAACGUGGUUGGUCCCCUUCAAUUUCGACAGCCUUGAGGUUCCUGCACCUGAUUUCGAUGUUUCCCAGGAGUAUCUCCUCACAAAGGAGCAGCUGAAGAAUAACUAUGACUGUAGUUUGUCCAUUGGGAACUUUGCCUCCCGUCUGCUUGUUCUAAUGUUUCCAGAGUUAUUCACAUAUGAAAAUGCACGAAAGCAUUACAACUGCAGUGGCACGUUAGGCAAGAAACAGCUCGAUCCAGUCAGGAUCAGAUUGAUCCGUCAUUACGUUCAGCUGUUGUAUCCCCAAGCCAAGAACGAUCGAGUGUGGACCCUUGAGUUUGUGGACAAGUUGGACGAGCGGUGCAGGCGGAGAGACACGGAGCAGCGCCGCUCCUACCAACAGCAACGUAAAGUCUACGUCCCAAAGUCAGAGCAAGACUUUGUGACCGUCAGCCAAAUAAGCCAACUGACCUCGGAUCGGCUGAGGGAGGACUAUGAAAUGCCACCCCUUCCGCCUGAAAAAAGUAGCAAAGACUUUUGCAAGAUUCCCCUGGAGGAGCUCAUUGUGCCUCCCCCAGACUUUCCUGUGCCUUCUGUGUACCUGCUGUCAGACUCUGAGGUGAGGGAGAUCGUCCAGCAGAGUCUCUCAGUAGGGAACUUUGCCGCCCGCUUACUGGUGCGUCUCUUCCCAGAGCUCUUCACCCAGGAGAACCUGCGGCUUCAGUACAAUCACUCCGGCGCCUGCAACAAAAAGCAGCUGGACCCAGUCCGCCUGCGCCUGAUUCGCCAUUACGUGGAGGCCGUCUAUCCAGUGGAGAAGAUGGAGGAGGUGUGGCACUAUGAGUGCGUGCCGAGCAUCGACGAGCGCUGUAGGCGGCCAAAUCGGAAAAAGUGUGACAUUCUGAAGAAGGCCAAGAGGUCGAGCACUGUGUCAUACUCCUAACACAAACACCUCUCUACAAUGUCGUUUUUUUUGUAUUUCUCACAAAACAUGUAUUAUUUGCACAAAUAUCUAAGCUGAAGAGUAUAGUUAAUUUUUACAACAAUGUCCAUGGUGAGGACCAAGUGUGUAUAUUGAGGCCAAGCUGAUGGUCCGUCCUCUUAGGAUGUAUUGUAAAAAAAUAAAUAAAGAUGUAGCUGCCGCACCAGACAGUAUAGCUUAUGAUAUUAGGGCUUGGAAUUAACCUGCUGAUUUGGCUUUCACUGUGGCUGGUUCGUAGUCGCUUAACAAUUUAUAUGUUAAUUAAGUAGAUGACUAGCUUGUUUUGUUUUUUAUCUUUGAGAUUGAAAAGAGAAAAAUAAACCGCACCAGGUUCCGCAAAAGUACUCAGUAUGGUUGUGAAUUCCCUGUCACUGGCAGGCUGAUGUAGCAUUAGUAAGCAUAAGUUAAUUCCAAGCCCUUUUUAUGAUUCAGAUCACUACCGUUUGGUAGGGAGAAGGUAGUACCUAUUUAAACGCCAAAAUAUUAAUGUUGUAUUUCUAAUUUCUAACAUGUCGAUAAGCUAAUGUAGCCAGGAAACAUAUGAUAACAUUAACACUAACGCAGCAACAUAGGUCACACAUACAAGGUUUCAGAAUCUGGCAACAAAACAAUUUCUUAGAUGUAGCAGCGUUCCAGUAUGUCUUUUGUAACAAAGAUGUUUAUGUUCUAAAAAUGGUAAAUGGUCCUUAAAAUCUGUAUUUAACUAUUGCGACAGGUGGUCACUCUAUUUUUAAACAAAUAAGCAGCAUUAUAAUGUAAAAUUAAAGAUGUUAUUUUAUUU
Messenger RNA from Engraulis encrasicolus (European anchovy), 3904 nucleotides. RefSeq names its product BEN domain containing 3 (gene bend3). The record is from RefSeq and is a predicted model, not a curated record. Gene Ontology annotation, molecular function: rDNA binding. Gene Ontology annotation, biological process: rDNA heterochromatin formation; negative regulation of transcription by RNA polymerase II. Lineage: Eukaryota; Metazoa; Chordata; Actinopteri; Clupeiformes; Engraulidae. The transcript has 4 exons. Bases 556 to 3084 code for a protein of 842 amino acids. Gene Ontology annotation, cellular component: heterochromatin.